Messenger RNA from Phragmites australis (common reed), 2248 nucleotides. RefSeq names its product WAT1-related protein At3g30340-like. The coding region runs from base 124 to 2046 and encodes 640 amino acids. NCBI's taxonomy places the organism in Eukaryota, Viridiplantae, Streptophyta, Magnoliopsida, Poales, Poaceae. The record is from RefSeq and is a predicted model, not a curated record. The transcript is spliced from 12 exons. Gene Ontology annotation, cellular component: plasma membrane. Gene Ontology annotation, molecular function: transmembrane transporter activity.
AGUGAUUCCCUUGACCAUUUGCAUCUUUAUACUCCCAUGCAUUCCCCUGGCUGCUGCCUGCAGGAAUGCCGAGAACCUGAUGAUGGUACUUAAAGGCAGCAGCUGCAUGCGUGCGCCUCAGCAAUGGCGAAAAAGGUCAUGUCAGGAGGCUGCUGUGCCGUCUACCCUCCUCCUCCAGUGGAUCCUGAUAACGAAUCAAAAUGUUCCAGUAAUCAAAUACAUCACCUGGAGAGAAUGGGGUGGAUGGAGACGCUCAAGCCGAUGCUCGCAAUGCUGGCCUUUGAUGCGCUCUUUGCCAUCAUGACUGCGAUGAUCAAGAAGGCGCUGGCUGAUGGGCUGAAUCAUGUUGUUCUUAUCGCACUGCGCCAAUUCGUCGCAGCGGUCUUCCUGGCACCAAUUGCCUACUUCAAAGAAAGGAAUGCAAGGCCAAGAUUCACAAAGGAGAUCUUCGCCUACUUUUUCAUGAGCGCGUUACUCGGGGCACUGUUAGCUCAGUACCUGUUCUUCCUGGGGUUGAGCUACACCACUGCAACACUGACUGCAACAUUCUCCAACAUGACUCCGGUGUUCACCUUCUUGAUCGCUGUCCCUCUCCGGUUGGAGACAGCAGAUGUGAGGAGCAAGGCAGGGCUGGCAAAGAUCAUUGGAACACUGGUAUCGGUCGGUGGUGCGACGCUGCUGAGCCUCUACAAGGGCGCCGCCCUGACCCACACAGCAGCAUCGUCAUCGCCAUCUUCAGCCCAGGAGCACGGUGGGAAUGGCGUCAUCAGCAAGCGGAGGUGGAUGCUCGGUUCGGCGCUGCUGCUGACCAACUGCGUCACCUUCUCCUUCUGGAUGCUGCUCCAGGGGAAGCUCACCAAGAAGUACCCCGCCGUGGUCUCCAGCACGGCGUUCAUGGCGCUGUUCAGCUCGCUGCAGGCGGCGGCGCUGGCGCUGACGACCCAGAGGCGCCUCUCCGUGUGGGUGCUCCGAGGAAGCGUGCAGAUCACAGCUGUGAUUUUCGCAGGAGUGGGAGUCUCAGGGAUAGGCUAUGUGCUGAUGACCUGGUGCAUCCACAAGAGAGGGCCGGUGUUCGCAGCAGGCUUCAUGCCUCUCAUCCAAAUCAUGGCUGCCGUCAUCGACCUAUUCAUCCUCCAUGAACAACUUUACCUUGGAAGGAACACAAGGCCUAAGCUAACACUGGAGAUCUUUGUCUACCACUUCUUCAGUGCAGUGCUUGGUGCUGCGCUCUCGCAGUACACCUUCUUCUACGGGCUGAAGUUGACGACUGCGACAUUCGCCAUAACAUUCUCCAACUUGGCUCCUGUCGUCACCUUCCUGAUCUCCAUAGUAUUACGGGAGGAAUCACUCAACAUGAAGAGCAAGGCAGGAGCUGCAAAGAUCCUUGGGACGCUCACGUCGCUCGGAGGCACGCUGCUACUGAGUCUCUACAAGGGUGUGGCCGUGACACACCAGACCACCGCUGCUGCACUAAGCUCAGCUCACCAUACAGCAGCAGCACCUGCUUCCUCUGAAGAUAACGACAAGAAGAGCUGGAUGCUGGGAACUGUAGUAUUACUGGCAAACUGCAUGUGCUUCUCCUUCUGGCUGCUGCUGCAAGCCAGGCUGACAAAGAAGUACCCGGCGCUAUACUCCAGCACCACCUUCAUGUUCUUCCUCAGCACACUGCAGGCCGGAGCACUGACGGUGACGAUGGAGAGGCACGCAUCGAUGUGGAUUGUGACAAGGAAGUUGGAGAUCAUCACAAUCUUGUAUUCGGGAAUCAUGGCGUCUGGAGCGGGCUACCUGAUAAUGACCUGGUGUGUCCAGAAGAGAGGUCCAGUUUUCACUGCUGCCUUCAUCCCCAUCAUUCAGAUCAUUGUAGCCAUCAUUGAUUUCUUCUUCCUCCAUGAGCAGCUCUAUCUUGGCAGCGUACUAGGAUCCGUGCUGAUGAUAUUUGGACUCUAUCUUCUGCUGUGGGGAAAGAAGAAGGAUGCCUCGGUAUGUUGUACUAACAAACAGGUGGACGAAGAGGCCGACAGCAAGGAUCGGAGCAGCAAGCAGUGAAAUCAUAAGGAACACUAUAUGUUCGUUUCAAAAAAAAAAGAAAAAAGAAAGAGGAACACUAUAUAUGUUUACAGUAUCCAAUACUGUAUCUCAGAAUAUAUCUUUUCUCCUAAUUUUUUCCCAGCUAGCAGCUAGUAUAUGGAAAUGGAACACCAUGUGCAACUGCUCCCUUCUAUCAAAAUAUAAGCUACAUUAUGGAAAG